Anguilla anguilla (European eel) is the source of this 819-nucleotide messenger RNA. Its product is annotated as claudin-10-like. Lineage: Eukaryota; Metazoa; Chordata; Actinopteri; Anguilliformes; Anguillidae. Gene Ontology annotation, biological process: bicellular tight junction assembly; cell adhesion. Gene Ontology annotation, cellular component: plasma membrane; bicellular tight junction. The transcript has 5 exons. Gene Ontology annotation, molecular function: structural molecule activity. The record is from RefSeq and is a predicted model, not a curated record. The coding region runs from base 1 to 786 and encodes 261 amino acids.
AUGAAGAAAAGGCUCUUCCAGAUUUUAGGCUUCCUGAUAUCCACCCUGGGCUGGCUCUUCGUGUCCUGCACCAUGGCCAUGGACUACUGGAGGGUCUCCCAGAUCGGAGGCCUGGGAGGGUCCAACAUCAUCAAAGUGGCCUGGUACUGGUCCAACCUGUGGAAGGACUGCUUCAUCGACUCCACCGCAGUGGUCAACUGCAGGGACUUCGCUGUGCUGUGGUCUGUGACGCCCUACAUCCAGGGAGUCCGAGGCUUACUGAUGACUGGGCUGGGUCUGGGGUUCGUGGGCGCCAUACUGGCCUUCGUGGGGAUGGAGUGCACCUACAUCGGGUGGACUGAUAAGACCAACGACAAGGUCCUCUUCUCGGGCGCUAUUUUCCACAUCGUCGGAGGCAUUUCUGACAUCUCUGGAUACUGCUUAUACAUAAACAGGAUCGCAAGAACGGCCUUCAACCCAAACCUCGACCCCACAAGCUUAAGGUAUGACAUAGGCACUCCUCUCUUCCUGGGGUUGGUGGGAAGCUUCCUCAUCCUGGUUGGCGCCGUUUUUUAUUUGGUCACUGUGUUCAGAAUCCUCUUCCCAGAACCCAAAGUGGUGUACACGAACGCCUCAAAGUCAUACGUCACCCCGCGAACCAGAAGCAGGACGCUGUACACCGGAUACUACCGGCCCUCGCGCCAAUCACAGCGAUCAACCUUAUCUUCCGAGACCAAGAGUUCCGAUCUCUCCAACAUUUCUCAGAUCACUGACGAGAAAAUAUCGGACAGAGACGCCUUUGUGUGAAUAAACGAUGUCAUUUUUUUCAUUUUUUUUUUU